Messenger RNA from Melopsittacus undulatus (budgerigar), 1768 nucleotides. It is a transcript of the gene RPP25, whose product is annotated as ribonuclease P and MRP subunit p25. The record is from RefSeq and is a predicted model, not a curated record. Gene Ontology annotation, molecular function: RNA binding. NCBI's taxonomy places the organism in Eukaryota, Metazoa, Chordata, Aves, Psittaciformes, Psittaculidae. The transcript has a single exon. Gene Ontology annotation, biological process: tRNA 5'-leader removal. The coding region runs from base 351 to 1061 and encodes 236 amino acids. Gene Ontology annotation, cellular component: ribonuclease MRP complex.
UUACACAGAACAGCUCUGGGGGCUCUGCUGAAGUCCAGAAUGAAGCAAAGAGCAGCAGAAGCAAGUGCUGCAGUGGGAGCAGAGCAGCAUCACCGAGAGCCGGGGCUGGCUUGGAGCAAACGGGGGCACCCAGGGAACCCUGCAGCCCCGUGUCCUCAGGGAACAGCCUCCGGCACGGCCACCGGCUCCUCCGCAGCCAGCCCCGGGCCAGGAGAGUGGAAGGGGCUGGUGGUCCCGGGGGUGCAGGGUUAAACUCGGCCCUGCUGCAGGCUGGGCUGGAGGGCAGCAGAGCCUUGCCAUGGUCCCGAGGGGCUAGGAGCCUGAGCAGAUCCACCGGGAAGAGGUGACGGAUGGCUGCUAAAGGAGGGAGAGCCAAGCCCAGCACCCAGUCCAGGAUGGAGAACUUCCGAAAGGUGAGGACAUCAGAGGAGGAGAGCCCAUUGCCCUUCCCCGACCUGCCGCCCGACGUGGUGGAGAUGAAAGUGAAGGAGGGCAGCAAGAUCAGGAACCUGAUGAACUUCGCCAUGGCCCAGAUGGAGCUGAAGGGCAGGAGGCAGAUCGUCUUCAGCGGCUGCGGCAGGGCUGUCACCAAGACCAUCACCUGCGUGGAGAUCAUGAAGCGGAAGCUGGGAGGGCUGCACCAGGUCACCAAGGUGCGCUACAAAACCCUGCUGGAAGUCUGGGAGAACCAGGACCCGCUGCCCGGCGGCAGGGCACAGAACCUGACUGUCCACAAGAAUGUCCCCUCCAUCUGCAUCCUGCUCUCCCGGGACCCCCUGGAUCCCAACCAGACCGGCUACCAGCCCCCGGAGCCCCGGCACGGGAUGGAGCCGCAGCUCGGCCAGGCGGGAGAAGACACAUCCAGCUCCUCCAGCAAGGGGCUGAAGCGGCCCCUGCCACCUCCCUGCGAGGAGCUGCUCACCAAGAAGCUGCAGGUACAGGUACCCGAUGGCCCGAGGGGCUCGGGAGCACAGACCACGCAGCAGACCAUCACCACUGAGCACCACCUCCCGCCCCAACCAGCCCCACGCCGGGUAGAGGGUGUGCUGGAGGAGUUUUAGCUGCUUUGUGGUGGACAAAGGCAGUGUGAAAGCCUUGCUUUGGGGUCAUCAGCGUGCUGCAGGCUCCCCACAAGGUGUAGCCGCUUGUCCCCACAUCUGGGGUGAGGGUUAAAGGGUUAAAUGCAUCUGCUUUUGGUUAUGGACUGAGGGUGUAUUGGUGACCCCAUAAGGAUAAUGCCACCCACAUCCAGCCGCGUUCCUGCAGUGACUCCCAUGGGUGCCGAUGCCUUUCAUCGCGGGGUGCCUGGGCAGGGGAAGGCGGCUGCACAUCCUCACUCCCCGUUGCUAUGUCUCAGCCAUCAGGAAGAUGCUUUGGCCCCAAGCUCACUGGAGUAACACCUUCAUCAUCGAAACUGCUGCAAUUACACCCGCUGAGGAGCUGUCAGGGUUAUUGAUGCCUGGCUCAGCACCCUGCGGUGCCGCGAUUCAUCCUGAAUGAAGCACUCAAACGAGGAGACGGGACAGGACAGGAAAACAAACCAGCCCUCCUCCUCCUGCCUCUUCUUCCCACAUCGAAUGUUCAGGUCUUUGCUCUCCCGGAGGUGUCCGCAGGGUCUGGAGCUGGGGUGAAGUGCCCAUAGGGAGCUGCAGGCAAUGGAAGUGUUCAGUGGGUGCUUGUUGUGGCUGGAUGCAGUGGCCAGGACUGGGAGGUGUUGGGGUUGUGGGAAAGCCUUUUGGAGCAAUGUUCCUGCCGCUUCCAGGGGUAA